ACAGACCUUCUCAGCAUCAGACAGUGACCAGCCUGGGGACGCAGAGCUGCAGCUAUGAACUACCCACUAACCCUGGACAUGGGCUCCAUCACAUACAAUAUGGAUGACCUGUACAAGGAACUGGCCUUCUACAGUAACAGCACGGAGAUCCCCCUACAGGAUAGUAACUUCUGCUCUACAGUCGAGGGACCCCUACUGACUUCCUUUAAGGCAGUAUUCAUGCCCGUGGCCUACAGCCUCAUCUUCCUCCUGGGUAUGAUGGGAAACAUCCUGGUGCUGGUAAUCCUGGAGAGGCAUCGGCACACGCGGAGCUCAACUGAGACCUUCCUGUUCCACCUCGCAGUCGCCGACCUUCUCUUAGUCUUCAUCCUGCCUUUUGCAGUGGCUGAAGGCUCAGUGGGUUGGGUCCUAGGGACCUUCCUCUGUAAAACUGUGAUCGCUCUGCACAAGAUCAAUUUCUACUGUAGCAGCCUGCUGCUGGCCUGCAUAGCUGUAGACCGGUACCUGGCCAUCGUCCAUGCUGUUCACGCCUACCGCCGCCGUCGCCUCCUCUCCAUCCACAUCACCUGCACGGCCAUUUGGCUCGCCGGCUUCCUGUUCGCCUUGCCGGAACUCCUCUUUGCCAAGGUUGGCCAACCUCAUAACAAUGACUCCUUACCACAGUGCACCUUCUCCCAGGAAAACGAAGCGGAAACCAGAGCCUGGUUCACCUCCCGUUUCCUCUACCACAUCGGGGGCUUCCUACUACCGAUGCUCGUGAUGGGCUGGUGUUACGUGGGCGUGGUCCACAGGCUACUGCAGGCCCAGCGGCGCCCUCAGCGGCAGAAGGCGGUCAGGGUGGCCAUCUUAGUGACAAGCAUUUUCUUUCUCUGCUGGUCGCCCUACCACAUUGUCAUCUUCCUAGACACACUGGAGAGGCUGAAGGCUGUGAAUAGCAGCUGCGAGCUGAGUGGCUAUCUCUCUGUGGCCAUCACCUUGUGUGAAUUCCUGGGCCUGGCUCACUGCUGUCUCAAUCCCAUGCUCUACACCUUCGCCGGCGUAAAAUUCCGCAGUGACCUGUCUCGGCUUCUGACCAAGCUGGGCUGUGCUGGCCCGGCCUCCCUUUGCCAACUUUUCCCCAGCUGGCGCAAGAGUAGUCUCUCUGAGUCGGAGAACGCAACUUCGCUCACCACCUUCUAGAUCCCAGAAGUCUCGGGGCCCACAUCUGUUUCUGUUUUCCUUGGGAGGAUAAAGCGUUGGUGGAAACCCAUCCCACACGAGCUUGGGCCAGUGUCCCCAGAUGGGACAGCUAGAUGAACUUCCUCUAGAAUGGCCCUAAAGAGAAAACAGCCCAAAGGCAAAGCAAGCAAUAUCCAGACCACCUGUGUCAUCUUAGAUGCGAAUGCCACACACCUCCCAGCCUAACGAGCUAAAGCUAAGGCUCAGCUUUAUUUCUUCCUGGCCAUAGGGAAAACCACCUCUGCUGUGGCCCACAGUCUCAUCUUCCUCCUGAUUAUGAGCCCAGACUCUCCUCCCAGAAUGGAUUCCAUCGUCUUAAAGACUACUGGUUGCCACAGUUACCCACCACUCCUAUACCACUGAGGAAUAGCCAGCUGGCGGCCGCAGACUAUGGCCUUAAUGUUCCUGUCUCCUAAAUACAGACUUCAUGCCAGACCUUCAACCAUGCCUUUCUCUUAACCAAGCAGAAAGCUGAAACCGAUCCACUUUAGGUAGCUGUCUAGCUCCAACCUAACCAGCAUUGGGUCAGCCCCCAUGUUACUGGAUCUUGGAUUACAGACUGAGGGCAAGUUCCAGAAGGUUCUGGAAGCUAGCCAGUAUCCUAAGAAGAGUAAAGGGCAAGCCAGCAGGAAAGAGGCCCAGUGGAAAAGUGGAAAGACACCUUUUCCAGGCUCCAAAGAAGAACAAGUAAAAACCAAACCCAGCUGUCAUCUCCCCACCCAUGGACCAAAGCUUCCAGACUGGCGGGGAAAUGAGAUCCAGGGCCCUCGUGGAUUCUGCGCACCGAUGGGGAAGGAAGCCAACUUGCCUGGGGAAAGUGAGAUAGCAAAGUGGUCCCAGCCUCGAGAGAGGGGCCACCUCGCUAAGAGAAUGAAGACAGAGGUCCCUGUCAUCAUUAGGUAGAGGCAAUGCGAGAAGCCAGCCUGGGCAGGCAAGUCCCCAAACCCCAGGAAGGCAGGGUACUACACAGGUGGGACCAGAGGAAGCUGCUCCGUGCGUGCGUGCGUGCGUACACAGGGGAAGCUAGCAGGCAAUUCUGAGCUCUGCUUCCUCCCAGCCACCAAUGUGGGGGGGGAGUGGGGGGGGGGAGGGGGAAGCAGAGUUGCCUAGUACCACUCAAGCCAACCAACCACACAAGCUCCCUGGGGAAAACAAUGCUAUAGCUUCAGAGACUGUAUCCUCACUGCAGGAUGGUGGAGACACCUGGGGACCCCCUUUUCUGCUCCCAGCAUCCAACAGCCAGCUGGGAAGAGGCAAACCGGGCACAGAAAUAAAAAUGCAAGAGAUG
Molecule: messenger RNA, 2506 nt
Organism: Mus pahari (shrew mouse)
Lineage: Eukaryota; Metazoa; Chordata; Mammalia; Rodentia; Muridae
Gene: Cxcr5
Product: C-X-C motif chemokine receptor 5
Exons: 3
Coding region: 55-1179 (374 amino acids)
Biological process (GO): B cell activation; immune response; G protein-coupled receptor signaling pathway
Cellular component (GO): membrane
Molecular function (GO): C-X-C chemokine receptor activity
Source: RefSeq, a predicted model, not a curated record